Molecule: messenger RNA, 441 nt
Organism: Macadamia integrifolia
Lineage: Eukaryota; Viridiplantae; Streptophyta; Magnoliopsida; Proteales; Proteaceae
Product: glucan endo-1,3-beta-glucosidase 12-like
Exons: 1
Coding region: 1-441 (146 amino acids)
Biological process (GO): carbohydrate metabolic process
Cellular component (GO): plasma membrane
Molecular function (GO): hydrolase activity, hydrolyzing O-glycosyl compounds
Source: RefSeq, a predicted model, not a curated record
AUGUGCAACAUUCAGGCCGCGCUUGUCAAAUACAAACUUGAUUCUUCUGUUAAGGUGUCAUCAACCAUAGCCCUCAGUGCUCUCCAGAAUUCGUACCCGUCUUCUGCGGGAUCUUUAAAAAAGGAGCUCAUUGAACCAGUCAUCAAACCCAUGCUGGAAUUUCUGCAGGAGACUGGGUUGUAUCACAUGGUGAAUGCUUACCCUUUCUUCGCCUACUCUGCCAACGCCAACGUUAUCUCACUCGAUUACGCUCUGUUUAGGAACAACUUCGUCGUGGUUGACUCAGGCAAUGGGUUACGUUACUACAGUAUAUUAGACGCACAAAUCAAUGUGGUGUUCGCUGUCAUGUCGGCUUUGAAGUAUGACUAUGUCAGUUUGAUGGUGAUGGAGAUCGGAUGGCCGUCCAAAGGUGACAAGAAUGAGACAUGGCGAGUGAGGUAA